This is a messenger RNA of Daldinia loculata, 2379 nucleotides long. Its product is annotated as phosphodiesterase/alkaline phosphatase D precursor. The transcript has 7 exons. The record is from RefSeq and is a predicted model, not a curated record. The coding region runs from base 376 to 2253 and encodes 625 amino acids. NCBI's taxonomy places the organism in Eukaryota, Fungi, Ascomycota, Sordariomycetes, Xylariales, Hypoxylaceae.
AAUCCUGGCAACACAUGCACAACGGCCCAAUGAGAAUAGAGAAACUCCCCACGUUGUGAGGCUCUCUACUAUGUAAGUAAGCUACUACCUGUAGGUAUAUAUUUCGGUAGGUUUAUCGGAAGGUACUGCACUCCAAUUGAUGGAAGUUGAGCUUGUUAGAGCUCUAUCCAAUCAUGUUUUGCUGAUUACUCUCAGCUCUUCCUUCCUUCGUGUUCAAUCUGCAAGCAUGUCGGUAUAUUUUACAAGUGACGUCAACUCGCCAAUGCAUACAUACAUCUAAUACUUAAAUUCAAUGGACAGUAGUUUUUAAAGGGAACAUUUCCCCAUUCCAUUCAAGCGAGUGGUAAGGAGCAUCACCAGAUAUCGCUAUUCAUCAUGGUUCAUAGUAUUCGUUAUCUCUUCCUCGUUGGUGCCGCUUCGGCUGCCUUCACUGGCAAUCUAAACUACUUUUCUCCUUCGAGGCAUCAUGCAUCACUAGGCGUAUCGAUCAGUAAAGUAGCUAAACGGACUGCGGCGAACUCACAUUGGGAUCCGAGCCAGUUGAAAUUUACUCACGGUAUUGCUUCUGGCGACCCAUAUGACGAUAGCGUCAUUCUCUGGACUAGGGCCGCGCCAUCUAGUGAUAAUGACAAGAGCAAUAUAACCGUAUCGGGCUACGUCUCUCUUUACGAUCACUCGACCGAUCAAUUCGUGGCAAAGAGCAACAUGCCGGUCUGUGUGGAUUGGAAAAUAAGCAGGACUUCAUCAUUGGAAGACAUCGUAGACUCUGGGAGGGCGUAUACCAGUUCCGAUAUCGACUAUACAGUCAAAGUCGAAGCUAAGAAAUUGAAGCCUUUCACAACUUAUUAUUAUCAGUUCAACAUAUGUAACUCAGGGAAUACCUCUCCUGUUGGUCGCACCAAGACAAUCCCUUCUGCGAAUGACGAUGUAUCAGAGCCAGUGAGACUGGCCGUAUACUCUUGCAGCAACUAUCCAUUUGGUUUCUUCAACGCAUACGGCAAUACGGUCAGAAAAGAUUCUGUCGAUUAUGUAGUCCACCUAGGCGACUAUAUAUACGAAUACGCAAAUGGCGAGUAUGGCUGGGGCGAUGCCUACGAUCGAAUCCCGCUUCCUAAUAGGGAGAUAUUCACUCUUUACGAUUACCGAAAACGUAUUGCCACCUACAGAACUGAUCUUGACCUGCUCGAAAACCACCAGAACUUCCCUUGGAUACCUGUCUGGGACGACCAUGAGGUAGCUGAUAACAGUUGGAAAAGCGGUUCUGCCCACUUGAACAAUACUGAGGAAUCGUUCGUAAUGGACGGUGGCGUAUCAGUUGAUCAACGAAAGAUGAAUGCUGUUCGUGCCUAUUUUGAGUGGAUGCCUAUUCGACAAGUUGACAUGGAUGAUAAUUUACGAAUCUGGCGCAAUUUUAAGUUCGGAAACUUAUUCGACCUUGUCAUGCUUGACACCCGACAGUACGAUCGGACCAUUACUGAUUUGUAUUGGAAUACCGAAUAUCUCGGCGACAUACAUAAUGAUGCUAGCCGAACCCUUAUGGGUCCUCGACAAGAAGCGUGGUUUUAUCGUACUCUACGUGAAAGUUCCACCCGAGGAGCUACGUGGCGUAUCAUUGGUAACCAGAUCAUUUUCAGUCGAAUGAACGAAAGCUUGGCUACUAGUGAGAAGUUGCCUUUCAAUUAUGACCAAUGGGAUGGGUAUCAAGCGAACCGCAAUCGCACGUUCAAAACUCUAUAUGAGAAUAACAUAGGAAACAAUGUGUUCCUAGCCGGAGAUUCGCACGCAUCCUGGGUUUCUGAUCUCGUUUGGCUCGACGAACACCCGUACGACCCGGUUACCGGAUCUGGAUCCAUGGGGGUCGAGUUUGCUGGUUCAGCUGUCAGUUCUCCGUCCCCGAUAGGACAGAACGUGACAUUAGAUGCCGCUAUUGCUCUUUCGGAGUGGCUCACAACUGCAAACAAAGAGCUACAAUGGCAGGAUCUAUACUACCGUGGCUACUACGAGCUGUCUAUCAGUCACGAGAAAGUAGAUGCCGCCUUCUUCGGCGUUCCAACGACUACUCUCCGUAACGGAUAUGAGAUUCCUCUAGCAAAUUUUACAGUUCUCACCGGCGAGAACCGGCUACAUCGAACUAACGGAUCUCCUGCCGUUGGGAAUGUAGAAGCUGGUAGCUUGAAGGGUGGCACGGUCAAGAGAUCAAACUUGACAUACGACACAGAAACCGGCAGAUGGUUCAGAUACACUGGUCCCUAAUCCUUUCGCAGAGACGAGGAACUAAUAGCGUUAAUAAGGAGUAGAACUUUACGCUUUCUAAACCGCAUAAUUAUAUAAAAUACACUUUAUUAUUAGAUGAAUGUACUAUGUACUAUACUGUGAUGA